Molecule: messenger RNA, 550 nt
Organism: Castor canadensis (American beaver)
Lineage: Eukaryota; Metazoa; Chordata; Mammalia; Rodentia; Castoridae
Gene: Lsm5
Product: LSM5 homolog, U6 small nuclear RNA and mRNA degradation associated
Biological process (GO): mRNA splicing, via spliceosome
Cellular component (GO): U6 snRNP; Lsm1-7-Pat1 complex; U4/U6 x U5 tri-snRNP complex
Molecular function (GO): RNA binding
Source: RefSeq, a predicted model, not a curated record
GCGCGCUCUUUUAAAGUCUCCGUUCCAGCGUCCAUGGACCCAGGCCACUUCCGGCGUAGCCAUGGCGGCUAACGCUACCACCAACCCUUCGCAGCUACUGCCACUAGAGUUGGUGGAUAAAUGUAUAGGAUCAAGAAUUCACAUCGUGAUGAAGAGUGAUAAGGAAAUUGUUGGUACACUUCUAGGAUUUGAUGACUUUGUCAAUAUGGUACUGGAAGAUGUCACUGAGUUUGAAAUCACACCAGAAGGAAGAAGGAUUACCAAAUUAGAUCAGAUUUUGCUUAAUGGAAAUAAUAUAACAAUGCUGGUUCCUGGAGGAGAAGGACCUGAAGUAUGAGUGGAUUUCCUUGACCUACACUAGAUUCUGUUCUGUCUUCUAAUAGCAAGGAAAUGGAACUUUUUUUUAACCUUUUAAUUCUAUAAAGCUAAGUUUCCCGUUAAAGGGAAAUGCUUUGAAAGAUGUAUUGUAUGUCCAUUUUUCUAAGUUAAUCAUGACUACUCUGGAAAAAGAAGAGUUUGUUUUUUGAAGACUAAAAAAUAAACAUGUUUU